UAUGAAAUUAAAGCAACAUUUCGUGCUAUGUAUGUUGGUUUUGGUUGACUGCCCUGUUAUGAAAUUAGUGUAGCGAGUGGUAUGUGACUUGAGGGAAUAGAGGUCGUUUAAAUGUGUAUUGCAUUUGGAGGCAAGUUGAGAAAAAAAAAAGGACAUGGCGUUCCUAGCAGCAGUUUUUAUUCUUCCUGCAGGCACUCUUUUCAUUCUCUCAGGCCUUAUUGUUAACGCAAUGCAGAUUCAAGAAUCUGACGAAGCAAGAAAGAAGUUCUCAAAUGCUAAAUCUCUUUCUUCCUCCCAAUUUUUUGGAGAUCAGAACAAAGCUGCAAACGUGGCUGAUCAAGCUACUUUGUCAAAGUUUUCAGGUUCAUCUGCCAUCUCCAGUGCUGUUCAUACCCUCGUUUGUGUUUUUCUUCUACUUCUUAUUAUUAUCCUUUAUUCUCCAUUGCAUUCAUAA
This is a messenger RNA of Arachis ipaensis, 454 nucleotides long. NCBI's taxonomy places the organism in Eukaryota, Viridiplantae, Streptophyta, Magnoliopsida, Fabales, Fabaceae. The record is from RefSeq and is a predicted model, not a curated record.